UACCUUUUGUUGUUUCAUGCAUCAUCUCUUCAUUUCUUCUAUUCUUUACUUAAACAUCUCUCACUCAACAUAAAAUGCCAUGCCUCCAGUUGUUGCACUCACAACCAUCCUUACUACACAUUUGAAACCUUUAUCUGCAUCAAGUCAUUAACACAACUCCACAAGUAUUUGUGCAUAUAAGUCCAUUCAAAAUGGCACAUGACUCUGCCUCAGGCUCUGGCUCAAAAGCUGCAGGUGGAGGUGGAAUGGGUCAGCCUAGCAAUGGACCGGAAGGCCUUCGGGGAAGGAAGAAGAGCGCGACAUCCAGGGGGCACCACAGGUUUGUGGGAGUUAGACAAAGGCCCUCAGGAAGAUGGGUUGCAGAAAUCAAGGACUCACUUCAAAAGGUUAGGCUAUGGCUUGGCACUUUCGAUACUGCAGAGGAUGCUGCCCGGGCUUAUGAUGAUGCUGCACGGGCUCUUCGUGGUGCUAAUGCUAGAACCAACUUUGAGCACCCUCAAUCUUUGGCUCGGAACAGCUUGCCUGAGCAUGCUGAGCCGUUUUCUUUUGAGCAGGCCUGUGGGAAGCAUGAGGCCGAGGAAGGCCUACUUGGGGCGCUUAAGGCCAAGCUUUAUGAUGGGAAUAAUUUGCGUUCUUUAAUUUGCCCUCAGCUUAAUUCUACUACUUCAUUGCCUGCUUUGCAGCAGCAACAACAAUCUAGUCACGCUGUUGCAGUCUCACAGCAGAAGAAUCAUGUCGCGAAAAGAGAUCAUCAGUCUAUGUCUGCGCCUUUUGUGGGGACUCCUGCUAAGGCUACUGCAAAUAUUGGGAGUUCUCUGAAUCAGCUCAUGCUUCCCUCUGGCUUUGAACAGUCUCACAAACAAAUUGAUAAUAGCUUUCUCCCGAAUGGUCCGAUUGAUUUUAUGGCUAUUCAUGAGCAACAGUUUGGUGGAAUGAAGUGGCAGAACCAAGGUACAGAUAUAACAAGCGCGAUGGUGUGGCAGCAGCAAAGUAAUUACAUGCCUUGGCAAGCGGCAUCAGAUCUCAACAUGCAUAUUCCACAAGAUCAGAAUGCCUUCUUUGGUGAUUCUCCUACUUUGCCCUGGCAAUUUUCGGGGGCAAGUACUCAGUCCGCUAUGAUUGAUCAACAUAUGUCUCAUUACACUGAUAGUAAUUACUUCAAUAAUCAACUAUUAAAUGGUAACAAGAUGAAUGGUAAAAUGGAUAUGAUGUCUGAGUACAUUCCAGUCACAUAUGGUGUCGCGGAUCAAGUGGUCAACGAGGCAGAAUUGACUGUGUGCGGAGGAGUAUCAACGAUUUGGUCACCGGAUCAACAAUUCACCACUGGAUGGGCAACUAAUGGAAACGGUGGUGUUAAUGUAUCAAAUAAUUGGGAGCAAUUAUUAUAUGCAUCAUCUGUGUUGGGGUGACAUAUGUACCACAACUUGUAGUAUUCAUCCCUCAGCAGCAAUUAUAAUUAGAAGUUGUUUAAUUAACUAAUGACGAUCAAUGUUAACAUGACUCUUUCUUUCUGUUUCUCCAAAGGGAAAAA
This is a messenger RNA of Daucus carota subsp. sativus, 1531 nucleotides long. RefSeq lists its product as uncharacterized. The coding region runs from base 192 to 1409 and encodes 405 amino acids. The record is from RefSeq and is a predicted model, not a curated record. Gene Ontology annotation, molecular function: DNA-binding transcription factor activity; DNA binding. NCBI's taxonomy places the organism in Eukaryota, Viridiplantae, Streptophyta, Magnoliopsida, Apiales, Apiaceae. The transcript has a single exon. Gene Ontology annotation, biological process: regulation of DNA-templated transcription.